Molecule: messenger RNA, 1440 nt
Organism: Papaver somniferum (opium poppy)
Lineage: Eukaryota; Viridiplantae; Streptophyta; Magnoliopsida; Ranunculales; Papaveraceae
Exons: 5
Coding region: 1-1440 (479 amino acids)
Molecular function (GO): zinc ion binding
Source: RefSeq, a predicted model, not a curated record
AUGGGUGGUGUUAAAGCUGUAAGGAUUUCUGUUGAUAAGUACAAGAUGGAUAUUGGUCACAAGGUUGUUAUUCUUAAAAAUGACAGGACUCGUUUUACUGCGAAGUGCGAAGAAGAUGGUUAUGGUUGGAGGAUUCACUUUGGGCCUGUGAAUGGUGAUAUUUCUCGAUUUGUGCUGAAAGAUUCUAAUGUUAUUCACAGGUUGAAGAGUCCUGCGGUGACAACCAAGUUAAUUAAGCAUUUGAUCACUGACAAUAUACAGGGUGAUUCCACUUUAAAACCCAGACAGAUCAUGUCACUUUUUAAGAAGACUUAUGGUUCCAAUAUUAAGUAUCACCAUGCCCGUAGAGGGAAAGAAGUCGUAUUUGAAGAACAGUUUGGUGACGACGAGAAGUCCUAUAGCGAUUUAACUUGCUGUAGAUAUCUCAGGCCCAUGAUUUACUUGGACGCUACUUUACUUACUGGUAGAUUCAGGGAUAAUCUUAAACAAGUUGUCGAUGGUCGUCCGAUUGUUUUCCUUAGUGAUCGUCAUGAAGGACUUUUGCAGGGCAUUCCAAGAGUAUUUCCUGGUUCACAUCACAACUAUUGCUUUUACCAAAUCAAGUGCAAUCUCCCUAUUGGAUCAAGUGAUGCGAAUUCCAAGGCCGCUAUUGAUUUUUUUUACAAAGCUGCUUAUUCUUACACAACAGCUAACUUUGAAGAAGCUUUGCGGGGCAUGCAUGCAAUUGGUUGUGGACAUGUUGCUAAUUAUAUCAGGACUAUUCCAAAGGAGAAAUGGGCAAAUGCAUUUUUCCCUGUAUGCAGAUAUGCUGCUCACUCUUCAUCUAUUUUCGAGUCAUUCAAUAACUGGAUUCUUGAGUUCAGAAAGCUGCCUGCUUUUGCUCUUCUCGAUGCGAUACGUUUGAAUUUUAUGAAGAAGAAUUCUGAGAGAAGGGUAGAAGGUCUUGAGAAUUUCAAUACUAGGCUCACUCCCGUAUACGAGGCUAUACUAAAGGAGAACAUAGACAUUGGUCAUACUUGGACUGUUUUUCAGUCCAUGGAAAGAUUGUAUGAAGUCAAGUUUCCCCGGUCUCAUUCUGUAGAUCUAUUGGAGAGAACUUGUAUGUGUCACAGGUGGCCAGUAAAUGGUUUUCCUUGUGCACAUGCUUGUGCUGCCAUUCAAGCUACGAGGGAGGACAUUUAUUCAUUUGUUGAGCCAUACUUUACCACUGAAUGGUACAACAGGACAUACCAGGAGAUCAUCUUUCCAAUCCCUAAUUAUGAAAAGCCGCAGGCUUAUGAUCCUAGUGAUAGGAUUGUUGUUCCUAUUCUUGUUCCUCUACCUAGUAGACGAAAAACACAGCGUUUCAAGAAUGCUUGGGAGAAGCAAAAGAGACCUAUUAUGUGCACAAAGUGCUUCACCCUUUGUCACCACAACAGAGUUAUCUGCCCCAUGUGUUGA